Molecule: messenger RNA, 848 nt
Organism: Carassius carassius (crucian carp)
Lineage: Eukaryota; Metazoa; Chordata; Actinopteri; Cypriniformes; Cyprinidae
Product: DUF4748 domain-containing protein
Exons: 3
Coding region: 35-544 (169 amino acids)
Source: RefSeq, a predicted model, not a curated record
ACGUGAACGUGCUUCUCUUCCUUACACAACAAAGAUGGCGGCGCACUGUAGGAACCUGAUGAGGUCGACUUUGCAAGGUUUGUAUAAGUUAUCAAAUAGGACAUUAUGGAUUGGAUCUCGCUAUGAGCAAAGCGUUGCUCGUCCCAGACUGCAGGACAAUGUUUUGCACGGCAGAGCUCUACACUGCGGACAUUACGCUUUACAAACCAUCACCAAGACAGAGUCUCCAAAAGUUACGAACAACCAGAAAGCACCAGAACCUGAAAACAAGACCAGCAAACAAAAGAUAGAUGAAGAGGAGGAGGAGGAGGAGGAAGAUAACAGGCCUGAGUACAUCCCCAAAAGAAAGGCCAAAAAUCCUCUGAUGAAAGUUGGAUAUGCAUGGAUGAUCGGCCUGCCUGCUGGAAUCAUUGGCUUUAUUCUGGCGAAGAGACAGGUGGACAAGAACCGACUGAAGCAGCUGAAAAUCAGACAGAGAAUGAAGAAAGCCAACGAGGGAGAUUACGAGAGAGACCGAUAUAAAUCAGCCACCAGGAUGCAGUGAAAGCUGUACUUUGAGAAAAUGACUCUAUUGUGUUAGAUAAUGGCCUCAUUGUGCACAAAAUUGCAUUGGGUUGCCAUGGAAACAGUGAACGGAGCAGGAUAUAACAAAGACAUCGUAGAAAGCAAACAUUUAUUAUAGUGGAACUUUGAGCUUAUGGAUGAGGGGUUGAUGAAGACCUCGACUGAAGGAUUUCAGUGCUGCCUGUUUGAAAUGUUUUCUAUUUUGCUGCAGUCAUCACCAUGCUUGUUCAUAUGCAUACAGAACACCAUUAUAAGCAACCACUAGUAAAAUCAAUUAAAUAAUA